GGAAAUAUUGUCAUGCAAAUGUCACCUCAAACGGUGAUGUAUUCUCCAACCCCACAUCAAGGGAACCUAUGAAGACUUCUUUGAGACCAGCACAGGGCUAGGCCAGAGUGUUUCAAAAGGUAAAUCCUUGAAGCAGAAGCCAGAGUUUAACAGGAGUGCUGAGUGCCAGGACUCAGUAGUGUGGCAUAAACCCAUUUUUCCCUGGUAAGCUUAGUUAGGAUAGUUUCUCUACUGAAGCACCAUGUUUUCCCAAAUUCAUUGGCCUUAGUGGUGCCAUGUGUACAGGGGCUGGGAAUGCACAUGUACCCUUACCUGGGGAUUUGGCUGGUCAAGAACACCACUAUGGAAGGAGUCGAAAGAGGAGUCUGUUCGCUUUUCCAUGUCAUCACGAGGGUUUUGGAGUCAGUAAGAUUCAAAGUCUCUACUUUUCCCCAGCAGACAUUUGGAGUACAUGUGAGCUCUGCUAGGCAUGGAUCUGCUUGGUCUUCCUGCUGCAGAACAGGAUUCAACGCAUGACCAAUCUGAUGGAGAGGAUUUGUCAGAUCAGAUGGAUGAUAGCAUGGACCAUACUAUGAAUACAUUUGAGUUUUGAUGGCCUCAGCUGAAUUAGGAGUAUCGUGGCUUUUCUUCUCAUGAGAACAACUCAGUGAUCUUGAAAUCACAGUGGAAGCAAGCAUUAUAGGGGGACUUGCAUCUCUUCUGGAUGAUGGACAACCUUUGGGCUUUUCUGUCCUAAGUGCCAGUCCAAAGAUGAGCUUGAAUUAGGGAUUUAGUUCAAACUCCAGCCAUUCAAAUUGUAGUGACCACAGAUUCGUCCAACGUGACAUGAGGCGCAUACAGAGAAGGUGCCUCCCCACUCCUGUCAAGGACCUGUAUAGGACCAACAACAGAACAUUUUCUGUACAACAGAUGAGUGGUUCUAAAUAUAAGUACCUUCAGACACCUGAUAUGCCAAAAGGUCGCCCUACUUCACACAUACAAUAGGGUCACUGUGCUUGUACAUCAGGAAGCAGGAAGGGACCAAAUUUUGCAUCUUGUGUUGCAAGGCUUGGCAAAUAUGGGAAUGAGCUUUCCCAGAAGACACUUCUGAUUGCCAUAUAUUUAGCAGGGAAGAAGAACUAACAGAAAGAGCUGAUCCAUGACAGAUCUUCACAAGUGGUCUGUGGAGCACGUAGUAGCAUACCUACUUUACAAAGGAACAUUGGAGGUUUUUUUGCCCCCCUCCAUGUGUGUACCUUAUGGGCAGUGGAUGGAAGAAAAAAAAAGAACAAAUGGAACGGGAUGGUUGCUCUGAACAAGAGUCACAACCAUGUGCUUUCAUUGGAAUAGGAAAUAGUGACCAAGAAAUGCAACAGCUGAAUUUAGAAGGAAAGAACUAUUGCACAGCCAAAACGUUAUACAUCUCUGACUCAGACAAGAGAAAGCACUUCAUGUUAUCAGUAAAAAUGUUCUAUGGCAAUAGUGACGACAUCGGUGUGUUCCUCAGUAAACGGAUCAAAGUCAUCUCCAAACCUUCUAAAAAGAAACAGUCACUGAAAAAUGCAGACUUAUGUAUUGCGUCAGGAACAAAAGUGGCACUAUUUAAUAGACUUCGAUCCCAAACAGUUAGCACCAGAUACUUGCACGUAGAAGGAGGUAAUUUCCAUGCCAGUUCACAACAGUGGGGAGCAUUUUACAUUCAUCUCUUGGAUGAUGAUGAAUCAGAGGGAGAGGAAUUCACAGUGCGAGAUGGCUACAUUCAUUAUGGACAGACUGUCAAACUUGUGUGUUCAGUUACUGGCAUGGCACUCCCAAGACUGAUCAUUCGAAAAGUGGAUAAACAGACAGCGUUACUGGAUGCAGAUGAUCCAGUAUCGCAGCUCCAUAAAUGUGCAUUCUACCUUAAAGAUACUGAAAGAAUGUACUUGUGCCUUUCCCAGGAGAGAAUAAUCCAGUUUCAAGCCACUCCAUGCCCAAAAGAACCAAAUAAAGAGAUGAUUAAUGAUGGAGCUUCUUGGACAAUCAUUAGUACAGAUAAGGCAGAAUAUACAUUUUAUGAGGGGAUGGGACCAGUCCAUGCUCCGGUAACACCUGUGCCUGUUGUAGAAAGUCUUCAAUUAAAUGGUGGUGGAGAUGUAGCAAUGCUGGAACUUACAGGUCAGAAUUUCACUCCAAAUUUACGUGUCUGGUUUGGGGACGUGGAAGCUGAAACCAUGUACAGAUGUGCAGAAAGUAUGCUGUGUGUUGUUCCAGACAUUUCUGCAUUCCGAGAGGGCUGGAGGUGGGUCCGUCAGCCAGUCCAGGUUCCAGUAACUUUGGUCCGUAAUGAUGGCAUAAUCUACUCCACUAGCCUUACCUUUACAUAUACACCGGAGCCAGGCCCCCGACCACAUUGCAGUGCUGCUGGAGCAAUUCUCAGAGCCAACUCAAGCCUGAUGGCUUCCAGUGAAACAAAUACAAACAGCGAGGGAAGUUACACAAAUGUCAGCACAAAUCCAACCAAUGUCACAUCAUCUACAGCAACAGUAGUUUCCUAACUACAGUGUUUGCUUGGACUUUAACAGACUUUCAAGUGCUACAGACAAGACAACUGAACAAUUUUGUGGUUUCAUGGGAAAACACCUUUCCAUGCUAAGUAAUAUUAUUUGAACCUUGUUACCUGCAAGUGCUGACCUUAAAAAUAGAAGCCACAAUAAAAAAAAAAACAUCCGAAAUGUAUAAACUUUAUUAAAAUCUAUUUUUCAGCUGUUUUUUUUUAAUGGGCAAGAAAUUGAAAUGUGGCUGGGAUACAAGUUAAGCAAACUAGAAAACAUGAACAUGACAUAAUUUUUACGGACCAAGGAACUUGUAUAAGCUUUAGUAUAAAAGGUACAUUUUCACCAUACCUUUUUUGUAUCACAACAUAUAGUACACUUUUGUUACCAAAUAGUUUCUAUUUUUUUUCCUCUGAGCUUUUGCUCUGAAGUAUAUUCAGGUUCCAAGCCUGACCAUGCUUGUAUAAUCUAAUUACCAUACUCUUCCAGUUUUAAAAAAUAUAUAUAUUUUUGGUCUGUGGCUGGAACUGUUCCUUUUUUUAAACUGAAGUCUUAUGACUUUUUAUGAACUGAAAUUGUUUUUAUUUCAGCAAGUAGAACCUUGUAAAGGCCAGCAUAUUUUUUUUUAAGAUUAUAUGAAGUCUGUGCAAAAGCUUUAAAAUAAAAUGCCUCUGCCUUGCCUGCAAUACAUGCAAUGUAUGUUAACGUUAGUGCUCUGUUUUCAGUCAUUGUUAAUAGUUAUUUCUAUGUUUUCCUUUUUUAAAAAUAUGUAUUUAUAGUGAUAAUUCAUGAGGGUCUAACAUUACAUGAGUUCAAAAUAUGUGACCUCUCAAACAGUCGUGUUUAUGAUUGGUCAUGUCACAGGAAUAUGUUGGUGUUUUGAAGGGUGGUUUUUGCGCCCUUCCCUCCUAAAAGUCAGAAAUGUAUCAUAAAGUGUUUCAGGAUCCAUUCAGGUUUUUUUAAUCUUGUACAUAAUUUAUAUGAAGUGUAACUUAAACAUUUUAUUUCAAAAGUCGAAUGUUCCCAAUAACUUCAUUUGGCAGCAUGUCUUCUGUCUUGUUGGCAUGUAACUAAAAUAUCAUGAGAAGUAUUUGCUACAAAUGAGAUUGGUAGAUGAUGUCCUUCAUCAUUACACAAUGAGAGAAAUCACGAAAAGCAUGGUUUUUCUUCCUACUGUUCAGUAAAUUAGGCCAAAUGUUGGUGUAAUUCUUGUCUUGAGAUGUCCUUUCCUUGUGAAGUGAUCAUACCAUAAUAAUUAGAAAUAAAUUUUAGUACUUAGAAAUGGGCAAUUAUAAGAUUACAAAAGCACUGUAAUGAAGUCAACUCCCAGAUCUCUGUGUCCAGGGUUUUUUCUCUUUCCCUGCGAACAAUUAGUGCAAUGUUCAAACCUUCUCUCCACCAGAAAUUUAAGGCUCAGUUUGACUCAAUUGAUUUGUGUUACUCUCAUUCUGAACUUGCCUUUUUUUUAAUCCCUCUCUAUUUAAUUGAUCACUUCAACUAUAUUUGAAAAUAUAUCCUAGUGGCUCAUUUGCAAUCCCAGAACCAGGGAUAGGGUUAUAGGAUGUAGUGUAACCUUCUCCUUCAAGGACAAGAAUAUAACCUCUAUGAAUUGCUCAACCUUUACCAUCCCAUGAAACAGGAACCACAACUACUGUAUACAUGUGAACCUGUGGUUUACUAUAGAGCAUAGCCUGCAGGCUUACCCAUUGACUAUUUGAAUAGAUUUCCAUUGACCACUUUAAAAGUUUCCAAUUUCAGCACCAGCACCAUUUUAAAGCAUUGCUUCUCUGCAAUAUGUUUGUCUUCUCUGAUGCUCUGUUCUGCGUGUUUCCCUCAGCUGCCCAAUGAACAUGUUGGUUUUGCAUUCAUUGAAGACUGAAGACAAUGUGGUUAAGGGAAGAAAUCCGUUGUAAAACAUAUUCAGUUAGUUGUUAAAUCAGUGCCACUGUCCUUUUAAAAUGUGCUUGUAUUCUACCACAGGCCUUCUUAUUUGCCAUUUUAUACUAUGUAACCUUCCGUUGAACAUUGUUACAAAUACUGCCUCAUCUCUAUUUCCGUGGCCAAGGGCAGACUUCAUUGUGGCCUUAUCUCUGUUUUAAGCAGUUUACUGGCAUUUAUUUGCAAAUCUGUUUACUUGUCUGUGUGCUAUUUAAUUUUCUCUUGGUUGUGUUGACAGAAAUCAUUUCACAAUGUUUUUGCUAGAAGUAUGUUUUAUACAGUACUGUUUAACUUAUGGGCCUCAGGUUUUCUUCACUUAUUAGCUUGAGGAUUAAAGGAAGUGGGUUAAUAAUGGAAUUACUAUAAUAUUAAAGAACAAACCGUUACAUACACAGGAGAUAAAACCAUAACAAGCUUUUUAACUUUCAAGGAAUAUUUUUAAAUAGCUUUUCAAACCAUAAGAGGCACCUGCUUUUAUAUACAUUAUUUUAAAAUGUUUUUACAUGUAAAUGCAAUAGACUUUUGUAUUCAGUUUCUUUCCUUGCAAUAAGUUUGCCCAAUGGAGUAUACACAAUAUUCCUGGACUUUUAAAGAAUCUAACAAACAUGAUGCAUUUUGCCUAAUUUCUGCCACUCUACAUACCACAGACUAGUGGGUGAAAAAGUACAUUAAAUUCCAUUUCAGCAGUAUCUGCUCAUGUACAAUUUUUAAAGCUCUUUUUGUUGGCUUUUUCCUGGACUUGUGGCUCCAUUGUCUUUAGUAGAUAAUUAGUAACACAGGAAUUGUCUUCCAGAUCCACACUGUCACUCAGAAAGAUGCUCAGUUGUAAUUUAAAUUCAAAUAACUUAUUUUCUUGAACUCUUUCCUGUGAGUGGCUUUGUUGCUUUUAAUGGCAUCAAGAGCUGUUGAUCAUCUUUCAUGAUACUGAUAAUAUCCCAAAAAUGCUAAAAAUUUCUGUUAAACUACUUAUAGAAUGUUUCAAUAUGAAACUAUAGAACUGUUCUACUGUAGCUGUUAAGUCUUGUCUUAUCUUAUUGUUUCUAAAAGUAUACUUAGAAAUUGAGUCUGUUCAGAAUGUUUUUAUAGUUCCAACUAAUAGGAUGAGAAAGCAAGUUAAAUGCUCAAAGCUACCUAUGUUCUGUUUUUGUUUAGAACUGCACUUCAGAAUUCAACACUAGUAUAAUAUAACCUGCUGCUGACAUUUUCCUAAUUUUAUCUGAAUGCUCCCCGCAUCUGUCUUUUUGUUAAUUCUGAUAUACACUAUUUCACUUCUGUCUUCAUUGCACAGACUUAUAAGGUAUCAUACUGGUUACCUGAAAAGACAUGAACCGAAAGAAAUAAAACCAUGAAAACUCCUAAUACAAAUCUGACACAAAUGAAACAAGUGAGUUACCCACUUUAAACCAAAUAACUAUAGAGGUGUCAAUUUUGAAACAAAAUGCUCUGUAAUUAUUAACCAUGUUAUUUACUUUUUACUUUCAAAAGCAGCUGUGUUUAUGAGUACCGAAAAAAUGUGUGUACUUUCCUGUGCCAGACAGUUGACUUUGUUUUCAAGCACUGUACUGUGGGGUUGAGUGGCAGCUUUGUUAGAAACAGUAAUAUAUUAGGAUUUCUACCUAACCCUUCUAGGACUGAACUGUUUUCUCCCUUCGUAAAGUUACAAAAUGGAUGAGUCCAACUUUGUUGUAAACAUUUGCCUACAGUCAGUACUGCUUUUGUGCAGCUGUAGGUGCUAUGCUUAGUUUUAGUUUGUUUCUUGAAUCUUGCAGCAAGUAUAUGCAUUCAGUCCUUUAAGGGUUAUAUUUUACAAACUGUGCACCUGUAAAAUUUCUUAGCAAUAAGGUAGAAAAUUGAGAAAGUUUUUACCAUAAUUUUGUAGAAAAUUUGAAUUGCUCAGUUCCAUAUUUCAUCAAAAAAAUCUGCAAUAUGGGCAGUUUCAAGGAAUAAAUAAAAAUGAAAUGUAAACUA
This is a messenger RNA of Gopherus evgoodei (Goodes thornscrub tortoise), 6419 nucleotides long. RefSeq names its product recombination signal binding protein for immunoglobulin kappa J region (gene RBPJ). Gene Ontology annotation, cellular component: MAML1-RBP-Jkappa- ICN1 complex; nucleus. Bases 1239 to 2516 code for a protein of 425 amino acids. Gene Ontology annotation, molecular function: DNA-binding transcription activator activity, RNA polymerase II-specific; RNA polymerase II cis-regulatory region sequence-specific DNA binding. The transcript has 9 exons. Gene Ontology annotation, biological process: regulation of transcription by RNA polymerase II; Notch signaling pathway. Lineage: Eukaryota; Metazoa; Chordata; Testudines; Testudinidae. The record is from RefSeq and is a predicted model, not a curated record.